AUGGCAAAGUCUACUACUAAGAAAGAUACCAAGAAGGCUGUCCAGCCAAAGAAGGAAGAAAAGAAAGCUGUGAAGCCAGUUGAGUCCUCUGAUUCUUCUGACAGCGAUUCUUCUUCAUCUGAUAGUGAUUCUUCUUCAUCAUCUUCAUCUUCUUCAUCUUCAUCAUCUUCUUCUUCUGACAGCGAAUCUUCGUCUUCUGACAGUGAAUCUAGCUCAUCUAACGAAGAAGAGGAGAAGAAAGAGACUAAGAAAGAGACCAAGAAGGAAGCUAAGAAGGAAGCUUCUUCAUCUUCUAGCAGCUCUUCUUCAUCAUCUUCUAGUGACUCUGAUUCUUCUUCUGAUGAAGAAGCUGAAGAGAAGGUUGAAGAAAAGGCUGAAAAAACCUCUUCCAGCUCUUCUGACUCAAGUGACGACGAUUCCUCCGACUCUUCUUCCAGCUCAUCUAACGACGAAGAAGAAGAAGAAGAAGAGAAGAAAUCUAGCAAGCGUAAGGCCGAUGAUUCUGAAGAGAGUGAAUCUGACUCCAAGAAGCAAAAGGUUGAAUUGAGCGGUGAGCCAGCUACUAUCUUCGUCGGUAGACUUUCAUGGUCCAUCGAUGACGAAUGGUUGAAGAAUGAAUUUGACCACAUUGGUGGUGUUGUCAGCGCAAGAGUCAUCUACGAGAGAGGAACCGACAGAUCUCGUGGUUACGGUUACGUUGAUUUCGAAGACAAAUCAUACGCUGAAAAGGCCGUUAAGGAAAUGCACGGUAAAGAGAUCGAUGGUAGACCAAUCAACUGUGACUUAUCUACGAGUAAGCCAGCUGGUAACCCAAGAGAUGACCGUGCCAAGAAAUUCGGUGACCUUCCAUCUGAACCAUCCGAGACUUUGUUCUUAGGUAACUUGUCCUUCAACGCCGACAGAGACAACAUUUACGAGAUGUUCAGCAAAUUCGGUGAAAUUGUCUCUGUUCGUAUCCCAACCCACCCAGAGACCGAACAACCAAAGGGUUUCGGUUAUGUGCAAUAUGGUAACGUUGAUGAUGCCAAGAAGGCUCUAGAUGCUCUACAAGGUGAAUACAUCGAUAACAGACCAGUCAGACUAGACUACUCUACUCCAAGACCAAACAACGACAACGGUAGCAGAGGCGGUAGAGGUGGUGGCUUCAGAGGUGGCAGAGGCGGCAGAGGUGGUGACAGAGGUGGCAGAGGUGGCAACAGAGGUGGAAGAGGCGGUAGCUUCAGACCUUCUGGUUCCGGUGCCAACACUGCUCCAUUAGGUAGAGGUAGAGACACUGCCUCUUUCCAAGGUCAAAAGAAGACCUUCGAUUAA
Messenger RNA from Torulaspora delbrueckii, 1311 nucleotides. RefSeq names its product Nsr1p (gene NSR1). Gene Ontology annotation, cellular component: cytosol. Lineage: Eukaryota; Fungi; Ascomycota; Saccharomycetes; Saccharomycetales; Saccharomycetaceae. Gene Ontology annotation, molecular function: mRNA binding. The transcript has a single exon. The record is from RefSeq and is a predicted model, not a curated record. The coding region runs from base 1 to 1311 and encodes 436 amino acids.